Molecule: messenger RNA, 3648 nt
Organism: Ceratosolen solmsi marchali
Lineage: Eukaryota; Metazoa; Arthropoda; Insecta; Hymenoptera; Agaonidae
Gene: mib2
Product: E3 ubiquitin-protein ligase mind bomb 2
Exons: 11
Coding region: 413-3400 (995 amino acids)
Biological process (GO): protein ubiquitination
Cellular component (GO): cytoplasm
Molecular function (GO): zinc ion binding; ubiquitin-protein transferase activity; protein binding
Source: RefSeq, a predicted model, not a curated record
CGGCCCCGUCUGCAUCGUCAUUCGCGAUUUCUGCACUCGCGCGCUCUCGGGAGCAAUGGACUUCCCGCUCAAUCUUUCAAUAGCCCAUCUCGUGCAAUACAUUCAUUGGCAGUGAUGCCACAGUGAUGCUGCGUAAUGUCGGAAUUUCCCGACUGCUUCUGUCAGAGUCAGAGACUUUCGAUCAUCGGGGCCACGCUGUUGUUAAAUUCAUUAUCGUUAACAUGUUCACUGGGAGCUUUUGCAACAUUCCUGCCUCCUGAAAAGCUUGGCAUUCGAUCCUGAGCUUGUUAAUGGACUCUGAAUAAUGAUUUGGAGGAGCCUUGUAGAAGGGACCGUUUAUCCCUUUGAUGCAUCGAUGAGUCAUCAGUGAUAUGUGAAAAGUCGACGAGCGAGCGCGGGAAAAGGCCAAAAGAUGCUGGAAGUUGGCCUCAGGGUUGUGAGAGGCGUCGAUUGGAAGUGGGCCGACCAGGAUGGUGGCGAAGGCCAUACCGGUACCGUCGUUGAAAUUGGGAAGCCACCCUGCGCUGGUUACACGGCUCACAACAGUAAUCACGUUGACAAAACACCGGAUAAAACUGUCAUUGUUCAAUGGGACCACGGCUCUAGGAGCAAUUAUCGCAUUGGGUAUCAAGAUGCGUACGACUUGAUGGUUUUUGAUAACGCCGGGGUGGGCGUCAAGCACUCUAAUAUCAUCUGCGAUGACUGUAAAAUGCAUGGAAUUAUUGGCAUAAGAUGGAAAUGUUCGCAAUGCUUUGAUUAUGAUUUAUGUACCCAGUGUUACAUGUCAGACGUACACGAUUUGAAUCAUGCCUUUCAAAGAUUUUUAACUGCAAAUUCAGUGGGAAUACAAUUAACGAACAGAGAAAAUUGUACAAAGAUAGCGUUGAAGGGAAUUUUUAUUGGAGCCAAAGUUACCAGAGGACCCGACUGGGAAUGGGGAAACCAGGAUGGUGGCAGAGGGAAAACAGGCAGGGUUAUCGACAUACGUGGUUGGGACAAUGAAAGCUGUCGAUCCGUAGCUACAGUAACAUGGUCAUCCGGUAAUACCAAUGUUUACCGAUUAGGUUAUAAAGGUUGCGUUGAUCUGUGUUACGUCGAAGCAGCCACCGCUGGUACAUAUUAUAAAGAGCACUUACCCUUACUGGGACAUACGACACCGAUAAUGCCACAAAAUGAAAACGUUCCUUUAAACUCGACAAAUAUAUUGAAUCCCCCGAAUUUUAGUCACACAACUUUUGUAGUUGGAGACAAAGUAAAAGUUUUAAUGGACAUUGAUACAUUAAAAGGAAUGCAGGCAGGUCACGGUGGAUGGAAUCCACGAAUGGCCGAUUACAUUGGAAAGAUCGGUACCGUACAUCGAAUUACCGACAAAGGCGAUGUUCGGGUUCAGUACGAAGCAUGUAAUAACAGAUGGACGUUUCAUCCCGGGGCAUUAACGAAAGUUAUUAGUAAAGAAAAUUUUGUCAUUGGAGAUAUCGUUAGGAUAAAAUCAGACGCAAAUGCAGUGAAGCAUUAUCAAAGGGGCCACGGGGAAUGGAUAGAUGUAAUGAGAACGGCUCUGGGUAAAAGUGGCAAAGUCAUUAAAAUCUAUCCGGACGGUGACAUGCGAGUGCAACUAGGAGGCCACAUAUGGACGUUCAAUCCAUUGAGCGUAACGUUGGUUCCAGCUGGCUCCGAAGCUGCAAAUACCUUCACCGAAGCGUCCCGAGGUAUAACGCUCGAGAGCACGGACGUUGAGGUAGAGAAACUACUACGCGACGCGGCCAAGGGCAAAGCUGGCAUCCCCGCUGUCAAGGAAUUUUUGCGAAAGUAUCCUGACAGAGUAGACGCAAGGGGCGGUCCGGGUGGCGGUCGAAAAACUUGUCUCCAGGUCGCCGCUCACCAAGGACAGCGGGAGCUCUGCUGCCUCCUGCUAGACGCUGGCGCCUCGCUGUUCGCCGUUGACGAGGACGGCGACACUCCCCUCCAUUACGCAGCCUUUGGCAAUCAGCCGGAGAUAAUGGAGCUCCUGCUGACCCGAGGUGCGACCAUCGACGCGGUGAACAAUGGCAAAUGCAGCGCCCUUCACGUGGCCGUCAACAAGCAGCACUCGGAAUGCGUGCGUACACUCCUGCGUCAUGGCUGCAACGUCAACCUCCAGGACUCGUACGGCGACACGACCCUCCACGACGCAAUCGGCAAGGACGCCCUCGAUAUCGUCGAUGCCCUCUGUGCUAACGAGAUCCUCGACUUCACGCUGCGCAACAAACGUGGCUUCAACGUCCUUCAUCACGCGGCCCUCAAGGGCAACGCACACGCGAUGCAACGGUUGGUACUACGAGCCCGUCAUCUCGUAGAUGUCAAGAAAGAGGACGGCUUCGCGGCACUACACCUGGCAUCGCUCAACGGGCACCGGGAGGUUGCCGCGACGCUAUUGCUGCCGAGCGGCGGUCGGGCUCGAGUCGAUCUGCAAAACAACCGCCGACAGACGCCCCUGCAUUUAGCCGCCUCGCAGGGCCAUUGGGGUCUCGUCGAGCUUCUUGUUGGGCACAACGCGGACAUCGCGAGCACCGACGAAGAGGGCGACACCGCGCUCCACAUCGCCGUAACCAAAUGCAGAUAUCAGGCUAUCGGCGCCGCGCCACCCGAUGCGCAUCGCGACUCACCUUCCUUAUACUCGAUGUGGCAGGAGUUGAAUAGGAAAGGGACCAAACCCGAGCUGACUUUGGUGUGCUUCUUGGUCAGCAAUGAUAGUAGCGGCUCGAUUCUCGAGGAGCUGAAGAACUCCAAGGGCAAAACACCCCUGGAUCUCUUGCAGGCGGACGCGGAGCUGGCGCCGUUCGUCGAGAUCGUCAAGUCUUGCCAGGACCGACGCAGGACCGUCGCGAACCUACCGACCGUUGAUAAUGUCCAGGCAUCGGUAUGCCAGAUCGAGACGAUCGCGCAAGCCGACUCUAACGGCGAUGUAUCCGCGAGGAAACCAUCGACGUGCACCAACUGCCAUCGACAAGGCUCCCCCAACACCGAGGGUGUGGCGAACAGACUUGGACUCGGGAGCAGCGUCGGUGUCAGCAACUGCACGCACUGCGGCUGCACGUUCACCAAGUCACACACGUAUCACGAUUCACAGUUGAAUCGAGAAGAGCUGGCGAAGGAAGUUAAACGAGAGAAGAUGAAGAAUGGCUAUUCUGAUAAAAAUAGGAACGACAAUAGAGAAAAAGACAAAGACUUAGAAAGAUUAAGAUAUCUUGAAACAAGAAUAGCCGAUCUCGAGGAAGCAAAUAUGUGUAGUAUUUGCAUGGAGCGUCGACGUAACGUUGCGUUCCUCUGCGGUCAUGGUGCUUGUGAACACUGUGCAGCCCCGUUGAAAACGUGCCACAUGUGUCGUCAGACCAUUACCAAAAAAAUCAAUUUAUACUAAAGGUAAAAGCUUGGAGAAGAGACCAAGAAAGAUGGAGGCUCUCUUUAGGGCUACAAACUAAUUCGAAGCAUUAGGUUUUUAUUUAUUGAAUACUGUCGUUUUAUUAAAAGAAAAUGAAGUAGAACAAAUUUUUUUUUGUCGAAUUUUUCGAAGAAGGUUGAUCAUGAUUUCCUCGCUGCUUCACUCACGACUCGCCGCGACACAUUAGACAAAUUUUUAAUCUUAAUCAAUAAUACGUGAGCUCGCGC